UACUACGGUGGAACAAUAUACUCCUUUAAGCUAUGGACAGUGCUAAAAAUAACAUAAUAAUAAACAUUAACAAUGUAACAUGCCGCUCAAAAACGAAACAAUAAGCGCAAAAUGGCCGCUCAAAAACUGUUUCCCGCCAAAAGAACUGUCAAAGUGACAUUCCUGUGUGGUGUGUGAGUGCGUCUCGGAAUGUUCUUGAAAGCAUGGUGACACUGAUGCCGUGUGGCUACCUCGGUGGCGCCUCGCCGCGCUGCAGCUUGGAGCACGCCGAGCCGAAGGCAAAAAGGCCGAGAGCUGAUACAGGCGCUGAUGUGUCAGACCGAUUAUCAGGCGAAGUCAACCCCAGCCCGUGCGGUUCAGAGUCCACAUCAAACUCCCCGCCAUCUCUCCUCCAGGAUGCUACACUUCCCGCAUUGCUAGUCUCUGGAACAUCAACCCUGUUCCAAAACACGACGACCACGAGCAACUCGUUGAACACCGUCGAUAGCCUAUGCUUGCCUGGUACAUCCGAGGUGGACAGCUGUGGGCUGGCCAACGGAUGUGCCAGCUCGCUGGGGGGGCUGGCGCUGCCUCUGACGUCAUCCGGCGGUCUGUGCUCGACCUCCUCGACGUCCGCGGUGGCCUGGUUGAUGAAUGAGGAUAGCGUCGGUGGUGGUGUGAAGAGCGAGGUGCGCAGCCCAGGGCUGUGCGAAGCGGACGUGGCUCUAUACGGGGAAGCACUGCCGUACGACCAGAGCGCGCUGCCCUACCAAUAUUACAAUAGCAUGCAGCAGUAUGGUAGUGGCAGCGCGGCCUCGUCGUACGUCAAUUCUUCCCUCUACAACCAGCCGUACGCAGCGUACCCGCCGGCACACAACACUACCAAUAGAUCCUCGUGUAAGGCGACGCCGACGUAUCUUAGCGCGUAUGGCGUGAGCGGCGUAGGAAGCGUGCCCAGCACUGGGUUUGGAACCCAACCAUCGCCCUAUGCCUACUCGUCAUACAAUGGAAACCUGGCUCAAUCGUUUCCUACUACCCAACAGGACUACAGCAGCUACGCAGCAGGUUACGCGGAGCACAAUGUCGCACAAUACAGCGGAUAUUACGCUGCACCAAGCUACUCUCCUUACGUCAGCUCGCCUAGUAGCAGCGGCAGUGCUGGACACACUUCUUACCAUUUGGGGGGCGCCUUAUCAGAUUCCCCAUCAUCAAUGCUACCGUCUCUAAACGACACAAGUCCACUGUCCCCUAUCAAAGCCGAGGUGCAUGCAGCCAGCAGAAGAUGUCGAGAGAAUUCAGGUGAGAGCACAGCAAGCAGAUCACGGGGCAGAGGCAGGCGGAACACAUCCUCGUCACCAGCUCAGCAUGUUCCAGAACCGGCUACAGAUAGAGUGUUCAUCUGGGACCUGGACGAGACCAUAAUCAUAUUCCACUCGCUGCUCACUGGCACUUAUGCUACUAAGUACAAUAAGGACACACAGCAAAUAGUCCAGUUGGGUUUCAGAAUGGAAGAGAUGAUAUUCAGCCUGGCUGACACGCAUUUCUUCUUUAAUGAUGUUGAGGACUGCGACCAGGAGCACAUAGAUGCCGUGGCAGCUGACGAUAACGGCCAAGACCUGUCCGCGUACAACUUCGCAACAGACGGUUUCCACGCGGGCGCGGCGCCCAACACCGGCCUCUGCGCUCCUGGUGUGCGCGGCGGCGUCGACUGGAUGAGGAAGCUCGCCUUCAGAUAUAGGAAGAUCAAGGACACGUACAAUAACUACAGGAAUAGGUGA
Manduca sexta (tobacco hornworm) is the source of this 1757-nucleotide messenger RNA. RefSeq names its product eyes absent homolog 4. Gene Ontology annotation, cellular component: nucleus. The transcript has 11 exons. Gene Ontology annotation, biological process: negative regulation of extrinsic apoptotic signaling pathway in absence of ligand; positive regulation of DNA repair; cell differentiation. Gene Ontology annotation, molecular function: protein tyrosine phosphatase activity. Lineage: Eukaryota; Metazoa; Arthropoda; Insecta; Lepidoptera; Sphingidae. The record is from RefSeq and is a predicted model, not a curated record. The coding region runs from base 204 to 1757 and encodes 517 amino acids.